Messenger RNA from Oldenlandia corymbosa var. corymbosa, 3879 nucleotides. The record is from the annotation of a GenBank genome assembly. Lineage: Eukaryota; Viridiplantae; Streptophyta; Magnoliopsida; Gentianales; Rubiaceae.
GUCGGAGUUUGUAGUAUUAAUUUAAGAAUAUUGAAGGGAAAAAAAAAACCCCACAAAGUUCUUCAUUUUAAUUUUUAACCACACAAACUCCAUAUUUUGACCGUUAUUUAUCCACAGUCCACAGAGACAACUCUUUCAUGUGUGUAUGUGUGUCUCAGUGUCUCUGUCUUUUAUAUCUAAAUCUCAGUAUAGUCCUUUCCUUGCUAGCUGCUCCCAUGGCUACUAGGUAUACCCCACACUGAUCUUUUUAGUGGAAACGUGAGCUGAAGUCGCCUCCCCUCUCCCCUCUUUUUAGAGUUUGUGUUGGUGAAGCCUCUCUUCCCUUUUCCCUCUCCUUCCUCUCUUCUCUCCUCUUCUUCUCUCUCCUAAUACUCUCUCUCUGUUUCUGCUAGCUCACUUCUGAACCCUAAUGACAGCUUCUUCUCCAUGUUGCCUGUGAGAUUAAUUUAGUCCAGUUUUUGGCUGUUUCUUUGUGGGUUUUUCUUUUAAUUAUUUCAAGAACAAAGAUGGAAAGGAAAAAGAAGGCAUGGAAAGGCCUGUCAUGGUGGUAUUAGAUCUGAGCUUUGAAAGAAAUGGAUGGUAGUACUUAGUACUACUUUCUGAUUGUCCAUUUCGAAAAGCUUUUUCUUUUUUCACUCGCAGUUGUUUCUUUUUCCUUUGUUCUCAAAUUGGUUUGGCUAUAAGUGUGACGUUUUGCCAGAAGAAAGAAAAAUAUAAUAUAUUCAUAUCUCUCAGUCAAACUUCAUCCCGGCCGGUCUGGUUUCUUCUUUUUUUGGUCGCAAGGGACCAAAAAGAUGGAUUCUGGAAAUAGUGGUAGUUUGCAAUCAUCCAGUGGCGACGAAGAGUAUGAUUCACGUCCUCCGGCGGCGGCGGAUUCCAUCUCAGCUCUCAUGAACAACAACAACAACAACAACAACAAGAGGAUGAGAACAAUGGUUCAUCAGCAGGGUAAUAAUAAUAAUCCGUCACAGAUCAACGUGACAAACUUGGACCCUUUAUCCAAUUACUUUGACGCCAUUUCCCGGCAGCAACAACAACCACCACCGCCUCCCGGCGCCAACCACCACCCACCACCACAAAACUCACUCCUCAAUCUUGACAUGUGGUCAAAAACACUGAGAUCCCAUCUCAUCACUUCAUCAGCAGAAAAUCAUCUCCAUCAGCAAAUGAUUUCUUCUCCUCAAAAUAUACAGCCCUUUUCUUCAAACUCCUUCCCCGCGGCUGCCACAGUGAAUCCUCCUCUCGCCGGAGCAACAGAGAAUAACAACAACAACAACAACACAAGCGGCGGCGGAGGAGCAGCGGAGCAGAGAGCAGCCCACGUGGGCCGGAAUCCAAAGAAGCGAUCUAGGGCUUCCCGGCGGGCACCGACGACCGUGCUGACAACAGACACCACUAAUUUCCGGGCCAUGGUUCAGGAAUUCACCGGAAUCCCGGCGCCGCCUUUCUCAUCCUCUUCUCCCUUUUCCAGAAUCACUUCAUCCGCUACAAGAUUUGAUCUUUUCGGUUCUAGUCCUAAUAACAACAAUAAUAUUAGAGAUAUUGCUUUAGAUUCUUCACAAACUCCUCUUCCUCCUUACCUUAGAAGACCUUUUCCUCAGAAAGUACCCUUUCUUGCUUCUUCGGCUUCUUCAUCCAUGGUUGAUCUUGAUCAAACUAUUAACAACAACAACUUCAACAGUUUGCCCGGUAAUCUUCUCUUAUCAUCCUCGCUUCUUCAGCAGAAGCUUCCUCCUUCCGGUCUCAAAGUUGUUGGAGGGAUGAAUAAUAAUAAUAUCCUCCUAGAUCAAUUCGGACAGUUCAAUGGUCCGGGUUCCCUGAGUGGGCUUCCGGGUCUCAUUUCUUCCGAUCAAACAACAACGACUCCGGCGGCGUCGAGGACGAACUGGGAUGCGAAUAUGAACGGAAACUUGAAUAACUCCGGCAUAAUGAAUGCAGCAGCCACAGCAAACGGGAAACUGAACUUCACCGGAAAUCCGUCCAACUUCAAUGGCGAGAAAGGGAUCAAUUCUGAUAAUGUUGCUGCAGUUGGAGGAGGAGGAUCAAGAGGUGGUGAAGGAGGCAUGAUGGAAUCUUGGGUAUGUUCUUCAGAUUAAAGCAUUUUUCAGCCAAAAUGAUUACAGCAUAGAAAGUUUGAAAGGUUACUGUUAUUUACUAUGAUGAAAGAGAGGAAAUUUUUUGUUUUUUGUUUUUUGUUUUUUUUUUUUUUUUUUUGGCAAUGAUAUUAACCAUGACUUUCACCAAAGCUUUUAGGUAGCAAAAACAACCAUCAUAAUAGUAUUAGUAUUAGUUUGGUCCAGAAUUAUGUGUAAAUAAUAGCCUUCUUUUUUUUUGUUCUUGGGGUUUUUUUUUUUUUGGGGGUCCUUUGAUGAUAUAUAUCAUCACACUGACCAUACAUUUUUAGUAGCAGUAGUACAUAUAUAUGUAGAGCUGAUGAUGAUGAUGAACUUGAUGCUGAUCAUAUUCCUUUAUUUUGUUUGUUUUCCCAUCGAUUAUGCAAGUUCUAUUCAACAAAAAUACCAGUACUACUAUUUUUGUUCUUGUUCAUGUUUGUGAACUUACGUGUGGGAUUUUUUUUUGCUUUUUUGCAAUUUUUUUCUGUGUCUUCGUGGCUUCACAUUGGGGUUUGACUGAUGUAUACUGAAAUGUGUAAGAAAAAUCCAAGCUAAUUAUGGCCAAAAAUCAUUAAAGUCCGAAUUCCAAAAGGCCCCGAUUUUUAAAUAUCUGUGGGUGUUUUUUAAUCUUGAUUCUUCAUCGUACUUUCUAUUCUCUGUGCUUUUCUUGUAAGCUGCACUACUCUGUACAAUGUACAUGCACAUUGCUCACUUUGGAAGAUGGAAAAUAGCGUAUAUUAUGAGAGUAAGAUAUCUCUCUCCUCAAAUUCUGUACAUUUUAGUAUCUAAAAUUGUGCCAUACUCUUUAUAUCGUGAGUUUACUCACUCAUUACCAUUCUCAAGGUUACUACUUACUAGCAUUUUUAGCUAUGGGUAGCCCUCUGUGUGUAACAUGGUUAGAUGACCCUCCGACUGUUGUAAAGUUUUGGAUAAAACAUGAUAUUAUUCGUGUAUAAUGCCAUCGUGCUGUAAUAGUUUCGAGUUUAAAGCGAUGAUCUCCAUAUUGCACCAAAAAAAAAAACAAAAAAAAUUCAUUAAUCACAAACUAAUACCACACAGAAGAGUUAUAUUGUUGGCGUAAGAAUAGUGUUGUUGUGUUUAGUUUGUUUUUCACUAGAUUCUUUAAUGGUUUUUAAAUACAAUAUUUUACAUUCGAAACUGAAAAAAAAAAAAGAAAAAGAAAAGAAAAAUACACAGUGCAUCCAGUCACCAGUCUGACUUGUGGAAGUCUUGGGCAAGUGGCCCUUCAAUUCUGCUUGCCUUGUUUUUUUUUCUUUUCUCCCCUAGUUGGACACAUUCUUUAACAGGAUUACAACUAUUUUAAUUUUAUUUUUGUAAUUAUUUGGCCCUAAAAGAAUUUUUAUAUAUUUGGGGGAGUAUGUAAGAGUGAUUGGUGGCGAGAUUUUGGGGAAACGUUAGGCGCCGCAAUCUCGUGUUACAAUUGUGAUUUCUUUUUUUUACUUUAACAAAUUACCAAAAAUUCUUUUAAUAUUUAGCUAAUCUUUACUUUUACUCUAUUUAUUUAUUUUAUUAAUAUUAAUUUUGUCUCUUCCUAUGAACUAUCUAUGAUUAUUUUACAAGCGGUAGGGUGUGAAUUGUGAAGGCUUCUAGAGAUGGAUAGACCAUUGACCUUUUCAAUUGUGUAUAAUUUAAUCAUAAAGCGAUGACUACGUAGAACUAAUAAGUCUACACGUUUAGAUACGUGGCAUGUAUCGUGGAGUAAUAAAUACAAAGUAUAAUUAAUAGUAUAUAUCCAUACAACGAG